Neomonachus schauinslandi (Hawaiian monk seal) is the source of this 2583-nucleotide messenger RNA. RefSeq names its product clock circadian regulator (gene CLOCK). NCBI's taxonomy places the organism in Eukaryota, Metazoa, Chordata, Mammalia, Carnivora, Phocidae. Gene Ontology annotation, cellular component: cytoplasm; CLOCK-BMAL transcription complex; nucleus. The transcript has 20 exons. The record is from RefSeq and is a predicted model, not a curated record. Bases 1 to 2538 code for a protein of 845 amino acids. Gene Ontology annotation, biological process: circadian regulation of gene expression; regulation of transcription by RNA polymerase II. Gene Ontology annotation, molecular function: E-box binding; DNA-binding transcription factor activity, RNA polymerase II-specific; protein dimerization activity.
AUGUUGUUUACCGUAAGCUGUAGUAAAAUGAGCUCGAUUGUUGACAGAGAAGAUGGUAGUAUUUUUGAUGGGUUGGUGGAAGAAGAUGACAAGGACAAAGCAAAAAGAGUAUCUAGAAACAAAUCUGAAAAGAAACGUAGAGAUCAAUUUAAUGUUCUCAUUAAAGAACUGGGAUCCAUGCUUCCUGGUAAUGCUAGGAAGAUGGACAAAUCUACUGUUCUGCAGAAGAGCAUUGAUUUUUUACGAAAACAUAAAGAAAUCACUGCACAGUCAGAUGCCAGUGAAAUUCGACAGGACUGGAAACCUACAUUCCUUAGUAAUGAAGAAUUUACACAAUUAAUGUUAGAGGCUCUUGAUGGUUUUUUUUUAGCAAUCAUGACAGAUGGAAGCAUAAUAUAUGUGUCUGAGAGUAUAACUUCAUUACUUGAACAUUUACCAUCUGAUCUUGUGGAUCAAAGUAUAUUUAAUUUUAUCCCAGAGGGGGAACAUUCAGAGGUUUAUAAAAUACUCUCUGCGCAUCUGCUGGAAAGUGAUUCAUUAACCCCUGAAUAUUUAAAAUCAAAAAAUCAGUUAGAAUUCUGUUGUCAUAUGCUUCGAGGAACAAUAGACCCAAAGGAGCCGUCUACCUAUGAAUAUGUAAAAUUCAUAGGAAAUUUCAAAUCUUUAAACAGUGUAUCCACUUCAGCACACAAUGGUUUUGAAGGAACUAUACAACGCACACACAGACCUUCUUAUGAUGAUAGAGUUUGUUUUGUAGCUACUGUGAGGUUAGCUACACCUCAAUUCAUCAAGGAAAUGUGCACUGUUGAAGAACCUAAUGAAGAGUUUACAUCUAGACAUAGUUUAGAAUGGAAGUUCCUAUUUCUAGAUCACAGGGCACCACCUAUAAUAGGAUAUUUGCCAUUUGAAGUUCUGGGAACAUCAGGCUAUGAUUACUAUCAUGUGGAUGACCUAGAAAAUUUGGCAAAGUGUCAUGAGCACUUAAUGCAAUAUGGGAAAGGCAAAUCAUGUUAUUAUAGGUUCCUCACCAAGGGACAACAGUGGAUUUGGCUUCAGACUCAUUAUUACAUCACUUAUCAUCAGUGGAAUUCAAGGCCAGAGUUUAUUGUUUGUACUCACACUGUAGUAAGUUAUGCAGAAGUUAGGGCUGAAAGACGACGAGAACUUGGCAUUGAAGAGUCUCUUCCUGAGACAGCUGCUGACAAAAGCCAAGAUUCUGGGUCUGAUAAUCGUAUAAACACAGUCAGUCUCAAGGAAGCUUUGGAAAGGUUUGAUCACAGCCCAACACCUUCUGCUUCCUCCCGGAGUUCAAGAAAAUCAUCUCACACGGCAGUCUCAGACCCUUCCUCAACACCAACAAAGAUCCCAACGGACACUAGCACUCCUCCCAGACCACAUUUACCAGCUCAUGAAAAGAUGGCGCCAAGGAGGGCAUCAUUUAGUAGUCAGUCCAUAAAUUCCCAGUCUGUUGGUCAAUUGUUAACACAGCCAGUGAUGUCUCAAGCUGCAAAUUUACCAAUUCCACAAGGCAUGUCCCAGUUUCAGUUUUCAGCUCAAUUAGGAGCCAUGCAGCAUCUAAAAGACCAAUUAGAGCAACGGACACGGAUGAUAGAGGCAAAUAUUCAUCGACAACAAGAAGAACUAAGAAAAAUUCAAGAACAACUUCAAAUGGUCCAUGGUCAAGGGCUGCAGAUGUUUUUACAACAGUCAACCCCUGGUUUGAGUUUUGGUUCUGUUCAACUUUCUUCUGGAAAUUCAUCUAACAUCCAGCAACUCACACCUAUAAAUAUGCAGGGACAGGUCGUUCAAACUAACCAAAUUCAAAGUGGAAUGAAUACUGGACACAUUGGCACAACUCAGCAUAUGAUACCACAGCAGACUUUACAGAGUACAUCAAGUCAGCAGAGUCAACAAAAUGUACUGAGUGGGCACAGUCAACAAACAUCUCUUCCCAGUCAGACACAGAGCACUCUCACAGCCCCACUGUAUAACACUAUGGUGAUCUCGCAGCCGGCAGCUGGAAGCAUGGUCCAGAUUCCGUCUAGCAUGCCACAGAACAGUACCCAGAGUGCUGCAGUAACUACGUUCACUCAGGACAGACAGAUCAGAUUUUCUCAAGGUCAGCAACUUGUGACCAAAUUAGUAACUGCUCCUGUAGCUUGUGGGGCGGUCAUGGUACCUAGCACAAUGCUCAUGGGUCCGGUGGUGACCGCCUACCCUACCUUUGCCCCGCAACAGCAGCCGUCCCAGGCACCGUCAGUCACGCGGCCGCCGCAGAGCUCCCGGGAACAGCAGCUCCCUUCAGUUCAGCAGCCGCCUCAGGCUCCGCUGACCCAGCCACCGCAGCAGUUUCUGCAGACUUCAAGGUUGCUCCACGGGAAUCCUUCAACUCCGCUUAUCCUCUCUGCUGCCUUCCCACUACAACAGAGCACUUUCUCUCAGUCACAUCACCAGCACCACCAGUCUCCGCAACAGCAGCAGCUGAGUCGGCCCAGGACUGACAGUUUGACCGAUCCUUCCAAGGUUCAACCACAGUAGCACACACGACUCCUCUCUGACCUCAGGGGAGGUAGGGGUUGUCCA